AUGGAGUUCAAGCACAACCUUCGAAACACAAUCUUUAAUACCCUCGCUAUAGUCUUCUCCCUCUUUGUUCUUACAACCCAAAUCACAGAGGCCAAAAUUCAUCGUCACACUUUUACGAUAAAGUCAAAAGCAUACACAAGACUUUGUAACACAAAAAAGAUAUUGACGGUGAACGGAGAAUUCCCCGGACCGACGUUAAAAGCCUACCGUGGAGAUAAACUCAUCGUCAAGGUCAUCAACAACGCGACUUACAAUAUUACCCUCCAUUGGCAUGGGGCGAGACAAAUCAGGAAUCCGUGGUCUGACGGACCUGAAUAUGUAACUCAAUGUCCGAUCCGACCAGGAGAGAGUUAUGUAUACAGAAUUGAUCUUACGACUGAAGAAGGAACGAUUUGGUGGCACGCGCAUAGCCAAUGGGCACGUGCUACGGUCCACGGUGCGUUUAUUGUCUACCCUAAACGUGGCUCGUCUUAUCCUUUUCCCAAGCCACACCGCGAGAUUCCUCUCAUUUUAGGAGAAUGGUGGAAAAAUAAAAACAUAAUGGAUAUACCAGGCAAAGCUGAUAAAACCGGAGGUGAACCAGCCAUCUCUGAUGCAUAUACCAUAAAUGGACAACCCGGUUAUCUAUACCCAUGCUCUAAACCGGAUACACUCACCAUAGAUGUGGUGCACGGUCGCAAAUAUCUUCUCCGAAUUAUCAACGCCGUGAUGGACGAAGAACUCUUCUUCGCAAUCGCAAACCACACCUUAACCGUUGUCGGCAAAGACGGUCUCUACUUAAAACAUUUCAAAACUGAUUACCUAAUGAUCACUCCCGGCCAAUCCAUGGACGUCCUCCUCCACGCAAACCAGCGCUCAGACCGUUACUUUUUGGCGGCUCGAGCUUACUCCUCCGCCUUUGGUGCCGGUUUUGACAAUACCACCACUACUGCCAUCUUACAGUACAGAGGAACCGACGAAUCAAACCGAAAUCCACCGGUCCUACCAUAUUUGCCUCCUUACAAUCAUACCGAGGCAACCACUCGGUUCACUAACCAGUUUAAAAGCCUUCGAUGCGGUAAGCGUCACGUUAACGUCCCGGUUAAAAUCGACACUCAUCUUCUUUAUGCGAUCUCCGUGAACUUGAUGAAUUGCACCGACGAUAAACCCUGUAACGGACCUUUCGGGAAGAGAUUCUCGUCGAGCGUUAACAACAUCAGCUUCGUAAACCCAUCGAUCGACAUUCUCCGAGCCUAUUACCGCCGCAUAGGAGGCGUUUUCCAAGAGGAUUUUCCGAGAAACCCUCCCAAGAAAUUCGAUUACACCGGAGAGAAUCUUCCGUUUCCGACGAGGUUCGGAACGAAAGUGGUGGUUCUAGAUUACAAUUCUAGCGUAGAGCUGGUUUUGCAGGGGACAAACGUGUUGGCCUCAGAUAAUCACCCGAUCCAUCUCCAUGGUUAUAGCUUCUAUGUCGUGGGUUCGGGUUUUGGGAACUUCGAUCGCCGGAAAGAUCCGUUGAGGUAUAACCUAGUUGAUCCACCGGAGGAAACCACCGUUGGAGUUCCCCGUAACGGUUGGACAGCCGUCAGGUUCAUAGCUAAUAAUCCAGGGGUGUGGUUGUUGCAUUGCCAUAUAGAGAGACAUGCCACAUGGGGAAUGAACACAGUGUUCAUUGUGAAAGAUGGACCGACGAAAUCAUCUCGAAUGGUCAAGCCUCCUCCUGAUCUACCUUCUUGUUAG
Molecule: messenger RNA, 1719 nt
Organism: Thlaspi arvense
Lineage: Eukaryota; Viridiplantae; Streptophyta; Magnoliopsida; Brassicales; Brassicaceae
Source: the annotation of a GenBank genome assembly